This is a messenger RNA of Diabrotica virgifera virgifera (western corn rootworm), 626 nucleotides long. Its product is annotated as adult-specific cuticular protein ACP-22-like. Gene Ontology annotation, cellular component: extracellular matrix. The transcript is spliced from 3 exons. The record is from RefSeq and is a predicted model, not a curated record. NCBI's taxonomy places the organism in Eukaryota, Metazoa, Arthropoda, Insecta, Coleoptera, Chrysomelidae. The coding region runs from base 114 to 512 and encodes 132 amino acids.
UCACGCAAAUUUUCUUUUAGUCGUUUUAGUAUAUAAACACGCUUUAAUUAACGUGGAUUUACAGUCAACACACAGUGAGUAACAAAUACACAUAGGUACUAUUCUAAGUCAUCAUGAGGUGUGCCGUCGCUCUCUUUUCCGCUAUCGCAGUAGCCACAGUCUAUGGGCAAGACCACUAUGGUGGUAGCUAUGGACAUGGGGGACUGGAAAUCGGAGGAGGUCACGGGCAUGUACAAGAGUAUAUUGACUACAGGGCUGUACCAAGAUACCACUUUAAUUAUGAUGUCCACGAUCCAAAAAACCAUGAUAUUAAGAGCCAACAUGAAGUCAGAGACGGCCAUGAAACUAAAGGCCGUUAUGAACUUCUCCAACCUGAUGGAAGAAGAAGGAUUGUUGAAUACGUUGCUGGUAAACAUGGAGCUAACUACAAUGUAAGAUAUGAAGGACAUUCACAGCAUGGAGGUUAUGGAGCUCAACAGGGAGGUUAUGGAUCUCAGCAUGGAGGAUACUAGGAGUAAAACGCUUAUAUGAGACUGGCCCUUUGAUGUUACCUAUGUUGUAUGUUGUUAUUUAUGUGUUAGGUUAAGUUUGUUUUGAUUUUUCGCAAUAAAAGUUGUUGACUCAUA